This is a messenger RNA of Galleria mellonella (greater wax moth), 755 nucleotides long. RefSeq lists its product as uncharacterized. The record is from RefSeq and is a predicted model, not a curated record. Lineage: Eukaryota; Metazoa; Arthropoda; Insecta; Lepidoptera; Pyralidae. Bases 12 to 755 code for a protein of 247 amino acids. The transcript has a single exon.
UGGAAGAACAGAUGCAGUUUUUAUGGGAAAAAUUUAAAGAUGAACUUCAUAAUCAAACUGUCACUCUAACGGAUAAGUUAACCACAAUGGUGUCGGAAGUUUUUGAAGAAAAAGUAAGGCCAAUAAUAGAAGAAAAUCAAGUGCUAAAACAAGAAGUUAAAACAUUACAAAAUAAAGUGAAUUGGCUGGAAAACAAUGCAAGGAAAAAUAAUGUUAUCCUACAUGGCAUCCCUGAAAAAGAGAAUACAAACUCGGAAUUGCUAGAGAUUGUUUUGGAUACACUAAAUAAUGUUAGUGAAAAUGCAAAAAUUGAAAAUUGGGACAAAUGGGAGAUAAGCAGAGCCACUCGUUUGGGUAAGAAAAACGAUAAAAAAGUAAGACCCAUAUUAAUAAUAUUAACUUUAUCCUGGAGAAAAUUCGAAAUUUUAAGGAACAAAAAGUAUUUACCAAAAGAUAUUUAUGUCACCGACGAUUUUCCAAAAGAUGUUUUAAACAAAAGAAACGAACUUAAGCCCAAACUUUUAGAAGAAAGAAAUAAAGGAAAAAUUGCUUACCUUCGAUACGAUAAACUGAUAAUCAGAGAUAAUGUAGUACUGAGUGACAAAAGAAAACGAUCACCAUCAAAGUCACCUGAAUUUUCCACUGAAAAACAACAAGGAGGGAAAACAACAAAUAAUCCCAAUAAAAUCAACAAAAUAAAUGCAUUUUCCUAUAUGAGGACAAAGUCAUUUUCAAAAAACGGAAGUAGUCAAUAA